Molecule: messenger RNA, 4393 nt
Organism: Carcharodon carcharias (great white shark)
Lineage: Eukaryota; Metazoa; Chordata; Chondrichthyes; Lamniformes; Lamnidae
Gene: tln2b
Product: talin 2b
Exons: 21
Coding region: 1-2775 (924 amino acids)
Biological process (GO): cell-cell adhesion
Cellular component (GO): plasma membrane; focal adhesion
Molecular function (GO): actin filament binding; integrin binding
Source: RefSeq, a predicted model, not a curated record
AUGUGGGAACUUUUGGGCGCUGCCAGUGAUCGAGAUGGCCACACGUGCAGGAGGUGUCACCAGCUGCUGAACCUUGAGCUCUGGGUUACGGAGCUUGAGCUGCGGCUGGAGUCACUGUGGCGUAUCCGUGAGGCUGAGAGCUGUGGAUGUGAGGGCGUUGGUUUCUUGGGGGAGUGCAGUCAGAGCCAUGUUUGUGGCACCGCGGGCAGCUUUGUUGUACAAGAGGGGAGAAAGAAGAGGGCUUUGCAGGAACAGAUGAGUUCGACCGUGCAGGAAAUAGGACACCUGAUCGAUCCAAUAGCCACAGCUGCUCGAGGAGAAGCUGCUCAGCUUGGCCAUAAGGUUACGCAGCUGGCCAGUUACUUUGAACCAUUGACCCUGGCCUCCAUCGGUGUGGCAUCAAAGCUCCUUGACCACCAGCAGCAGAUGACUGUGUUGGACCAAACCAAAACUCUGGCAGAGUCCGCACUGCAAAUGCUGUAUGCAGCCAAGGAAGGUGGUGGCAACCCCAAGGCUGCACAUACACAUGAUGCGAUAACAGAGGCAGCUCAGCUAAUGAAGGAGGCAGUGGAUGAUAUCAUGGUCACUCUGAACGAAGCCGCCAGUGAUAUAGGGAUGGUGGGAGGUAUGGUCGACGCCAUCGCUGAUGCAAUGAACAGACUGGAUGAAGGUACACCCCCUGAACCUGAAGGAAGCUUUGUGGACUAUCAAACCACAAUGGUAAAAUAUUCCAAGGCGAUUGCAGUCACUGCUCAGGAGAUGAUGUCUAAAUCUGUCACCAGCCCUGAAGAGCUGGGAGGUCUGGCCUCUCAAGUGACCACUGACUAUGGCCACCUCGCUCACCAAGGACGACUUGCUACAACCACAGCUGACAGUGAGGAGAUUGGAUUCCAGAUUAAGACACGAGUUCAGGAUCUUGGCCAUGGCUGCAUCUUCCUGGUACAGAAAGCUGGUGCUGUUCAGAUCAGUCCCACCGACAGCUUUACAAAGAGAGAGCUCAUCGAGUGUGCCCGUGCUGUGACAGAGAAGGUUUCCUUGGUUCUGUCUGCCCUACAAGCAGGGAACAGAGGCACACAGGCUUGUAUCACUGCAGCCAGCGCUGUGUCUGGUAUCAUCGGCGACCUGGAUACCACUAUCAUGUUCGCCACAGCCGGCACACUCAACCCAGAAAACGACGAGUCGUUUGCAGACCACAGGGAGAACAUCCUGAAAACUGCAAAGGCCCUGGUUGAAGACACCAAGUUCCUGGUGUCUGGAGCUGCGUCGAGCCAAGAGAAGCUAGCCCAGGCAGCCCAGUCCUCUGUCAGUACUAUAACCCAGCUGGCUGAGGUGGUGAAACAGGGAGCAGCUAGUCUGGGUUCCAAUGAUCCAGAAACACAGGUGGUCCUAAUCAACGCGGUUAAAGAUGUCGCUAAAGCUCUGACUGACCUCAUCAGCGCCACAAAAUGUGCGGCUGGAAAACCUGCUGAUGAUCCAUCGAUGUACCAGCUGAAGAGUGCAGCCAAGGUGAUGGUUACAAACGUCACUUCUCUUCUGAAAACGGUUAAAGCUGUGGAGGAUGAGGCAACCCGUGGUACCAGAGCACUCGAGGGUACGAUAGAGAGCAUCAAACAGGAGCUGGCGGUUUUCCAAUCGAAGGAGGUACCAGCAAAGACCUACUCCCCAGAAGAAUUCAUUCGAAUGACAAAGGGCAUCACAACAGCAACUGCGAAGGCGGUAGCAGCAGGCAACUCCUGUCGCCAGGAUGACGUGAUUUCAACAGCCAACCUGAGCCGCAAGGCAAUCGUUGACAUGUUGACUGCUUGUAAGCAAGCGGCCUACCAUUCGGAAGUGAGUGAAGAUGUGCGAAGCCGGGCCUUGCACUUUGCCACAGAAUGCACUGUUGGCUACAUGGAGCUGUUGGAGCACGUCCUUGUGAUUGUCCAGAAGCCCACAAGUGAGCAGAAGCUGCUGCUAUCUGGAUACUCCAAGCGUGUCGCAGCGGCUGUGACUGAACUCAUUCAGGCAGCGGAAGCCAUGAAAGGCACAGAAUGGGUGGAUCCCGAAGAUCCAACAGUCAUCGCAGAGGCAGAGCUGCUGGGAGCCGCAGCAUCCAUCGAGGCUGCCGCCAAGAAACUGGAGCAGCUGAAACCAAGGGCCAAACCCAGGCAAGCAGAUGAGACCCUUGACUUUGAGGAGCAGAUUCUGGAAGCUGCGAAAUCGAUUGCAGCUGCUACCAGCGCCCUAGUAAAGUCAGCCUCUGCUGCCCAGCGAGAGCUUGUUGCCCAAGGAAAGGUCGGUGCCAUCCUUGCUAAUGCGGUGGAUGAUGGACAGUGGUCUCAAGGCCUUAUAUCUGCAGCCCGAAUGGUGGCAGCCGCUACGAGCAACUUGUGUGAGGCAGCAAACGCAUCUGUCCAAGGACACGCCAGUGAGGAGAAGCUGAUAUCCUCAGCCAAGCAGGUGGCAGCUUCCACAGCCCAGCUUCUGGUGGCCUGUAAGGUGAAGGCGGACACUGACUCCGAGGCCAUGCGGAGACUCCAGACUGCAGGAAAUGCUGUGAAACGGGCAUCAGACAAUCUAGUCAGAGCAGCUCAAAAAGCCGCGUUCAACAAACCGGAUGAAGAAAACAUUGUGGUGAAAACACGAUUUGUUGGAGGAAUUGCUCAGAUCAUUGCAGCCCAAGAGGAAAUGCUGAGGAAGGAGAAGGAGCUGGAAGAAGCACGCAAGAAGCUGGCACAAAUACGCCAACAACAGUACAAGUUUUUGCCAUCGGAACUGCGAGAAGAUGAAAGCUAAUCCUCAGAUGUUUUUAACCAAACGGGUUCUCCAUCAAACGGAUCGCUCAGUCCUUUCAAAAUCUGAGCUACUUCCGAUUGGAAAGCUGAUCAUUUUGGAGGUGGAACAUUGCAUCAACUUGGAUUUAUCCAAUUAUAGAUCAUAGUCCAGAAUAUGUUAGUUUAGAAUUGGCUUCCUGUACUCCUAAGGCUUGCAUGCACUAAAUACACAUCAGGGAAGUUUACAGACAAAGAUUAAUAGGGCCGGAGCACAAGACAUUCUGUGAGCAGGAAUUCUAUUCAUGGACAGAGUUGUAUCAGAUACCUGAGUCCGACGUGCUAGGUUGAGGUAGGAGGAUGGAGUUUAUCGAGUGGAUGCAUCCAGAAUUGAUAGAGAGGGGAGGCUGUGGCCUGAGCAGAGGAGUUUUUGAUGUAUGCAGGAUUCAUCAAUGUUGUCUUUGUGAAGCGUUUGUUCCUGCUCCAACGCUGAGUGCAGGAUGUCAUUUUGGAAUGAGUCAGUUUCCUCCAGGAAUGAACACCAACCACCCAUCUAAAAGCUGUGUGAUUUUACCUGGGAUUGUUUUGUCCUGUGGGGUUAUGAUUAUCAUUCACUCACUGUUGCCCUAUCGCCUGUUUCUAAAGUGAGUUGAAUUUGGAAAACAGCUAAAAAAGAAACAGAAAUUCUAAAAUAACCAAAAUCCAUGUUGUGUUUACAAACCUGAGUGCUCAGUAAUGCUAAAUAUAGACACACACUAAAAGGCUCUAUUAAAGGGUGCGAGGACAUUUCACAGGGUACCUUGCCUUUAGUUUCCAAGUUCUUGUAAUAUUUUCAGGUGACGAAUGCCCCAGUGUUUCUCAUCACAGACCAUCUAGAUACCGUGCAGUUUGCCAUAUUAGCUGCACAAUUGCUUUCAGCACUUGUUUUUAAUUUGCUUUUCUAUUGGCUACAAUACUCUGCCUUUGUUGGUCACACUUAAACCACUAAACGACACCCAGCUCCAAUGCUUGCCUAACAUGUCUAUUUAAGUAGCAUUCCCAAAGUCUUAAUGCCCAAGGGAGUUGCCGACUUAAACAGCACUUCCCCUGAGUUGCCUUCUAUGGUUUUCUUUUAGAUUUGUAUCUCCUGUGCUGCUGCAAACAGAUUAGAUUCCCCUCUUCUUUUGGAAAUUGCAUUCCAAAGGCCUGUGUCAAGAUGCAUUGUAACUCUCAAUAAGACAGAUUUGCAUCUCCCAGCCAGGCUCUCUGUGAUCUGUUAGUCUAUAAACUAGUAUUGGAAAGAUCCUGAUGUAGAAACAUCCAUCUGUUUUGUUAAGCCAUUGAGAAAUUUGAAUUUUUUAAAGAAGUAAAAUGAAAUUUAAUGUACUGAAAUUAUUCGAGUAAUGUUCUAAUAUUGGCCUUUAUGUUUGAAUCGUUUUUAAGAUGGUAUGUUUAAAAAAAAAGAGAAAAAAUGCACGUGCAAAAUAGAUUGGUGGUUUUUGCGAGCUCCUGUUAGCUUGCCUCACUUCCUAAGACCCAAAUUUAAAUGAAGCGUCACAUAUAACUGCCAUGACAGAAUGUAUUACUGUAUGUAACAUAAACUGCUAAUUUAUCGGCCACAAAAACUAUUUUUUGUAUUCACAAAUAAAAGGUUUCAAAGGAAA